Messenger RNA from Porites lobata, 15910 nucleotides. The record is from the annotation of a GenBank genome assembly. Lineage: Eukaryota; Metazoa; Cnidaria; Anthozoa; Scleractinia; Poritidae.
AUGAAAAACUGUAAGUUGCAAAUACGCUUUGAUUUCACGAAGGAAGAAGCAUUGUUCACAAGUAGUUACUUUUUAAUUAACACAGUAUCUUUAUGGUCAAAACAUGUCGAAUAGUCGUACAGUGGCACUUAAUAGUUUGUUCUUAUUUCCACCACAGGACUCAGCUUCAAAGCAGGAAAAUUCAAUGUGACCACAACUUUGAGUCUGUUUGCCUGUAAGAAUGUUUCUUUUGAGGAGCCUUUUCACGGUGGACAAGAAAUUAAAAUCUUCAUUUCUAAAAGCCAUGCAACGGAAGGUUUUACUCGAGCUAGUGGAAAUGGCGCAGCAAUUUGGGUGGAAUCUGUGAAUAAAAAGGCAUUUACUGUCUGUGUUUUGGAGUACGGAGAUGGCUCAAGUGGCGCUUCGCAAGUGAACUGGAUGGCGCUGCAAUCUGUACCUGCUGGCGCUCAACUAGGCACAGCUUCUUUAAACGCCUGGACUACUGGAACAAAGUGUAAAAGAAUCGCUUUUGAAAAGGUUCGAUUAGUUCAGUUUUUGAUAUUUUUUUUUGUAAUUUUAUUUCGUUUGUCUCCUUCAGCCUUUCACUUUAUACUCGUUAUUUCAUGUCUAUUCAUAAAAAGUGCUAGAGCCAUGCCCAAGUUUCAGAGUGUUUGAUAACGUUGUUGUUGUUGCUAGGCAGGUGCUGUGACGUGUUUUCUUGGUAUUACCUGUUAUGUCAUCUUACAUUUUUCCGUGUUUGUCAUAUUUCUUGAAGAGAUGAAAAGUUUGAUUGAUAGACUGGGAUAAGCUCAACAGAAUAGUGUUAUGUUUAUCAGUUACCGUGACGUCAUUAAUGUGGCGGCCAUAUUGGCUGCCAUCUUGAAUUUUAUUUUUUGCUAAAAUUUGUCUUAAUGACAUAAAAUUUGAGAAUUAAGUUUGAAGCAUGCUAUAAUCAAAUAUUUUUCUUUUUUGGAACUAUGCUAUGUGUAAUAUUUUUACAAAGAAAGUAACGCGCAUUUUUCUUAGAAGUGGCUUAUCCUUAUGCUUUUUAUGACGUCAUGUCUUGUUACCAUAGCAACCUUGCAUCACCAAAUUUGAACGGAAUUUGCCCUAGGAAUAAAAUGAGCAGUUACUGGAAAGAAAAGGCUUUGGCUGAAAAUCUGUUUUUGAAAAUAUUGGGCAAAACCUGUGCGCUUCUACCAAUUCAAUUGAUGUUAAAUUUCACUGUUCUAAAUCUUCAAUCUCUUUCUUGUUCUUUAUUUUUUUGACAGAGAAGAACAAAUUAAGAACAAGAAGGAGAUUAGAAUGUAGAAAAAGAAAUAGAGGAGAAAAGAUAGGGCUUUAAAGGACCAGAAAGAGUAAACUGAAGCAGCUAAAGAAGAAAAUAUAUAGAAAAUUAGAUCAAGAAAAUGAAACAACUUUUGAGAAACAAAAGGGUCAAGUAAAUAGAUUAGUUAAAGUAACAGACUAACAAAAAGAUGAGAAAUAAAUCAAGAGUUGAAGAAGCUGAAAAAAAAAAGCAGUGAACUUAUAGUUCAUGUCCGAGUGAAAUAAACUUGCAGGUAUAGAUUUAUUUACAAAGGAUGCUGGGAAAAAAAGAAGGAAGUAAUAGAAGGGGGUAAAAAGUAAAAAACAAAAACAAAAACACUGAAACAAAUUAUGGUUUGGUUUUCUUGAUUGUUUUGUUACUUUUUUUGUCUGUUUUUCUGAUUUUCGUAUCUUGACUCUUUCUGACUACUAAACAUGGCCAUAGAAAAAUGAUUACAAAAACAUCCAACUUUCUUUUGUAAAAUCCUAAGAAAUAUUUGAUUAAUCUAUGCAAGACUCUCAUAAAAAAGUUCCAUUGAAAUAGUGACACUUCAGGGCUUCGUCCACAAAUUUAAGAGUUGGAGUAUGAAAAUAUCACGCCAUAAUGUGGUCUAGGAAUAAAGGGGUUAAUUUUUUUUUAAAUACAAUGAAACCUGUAUUAAGCGGACACCCUCGAGGAAUGUUGUAGUGUCCGCUUAAUACAGGGUAUCCGCCUAAUACAGGUUUCGACAGAUAGCGCCAUAUGAGGUGUCAAAUGCCAUUUAAAUGAACAGUGGGAAGGUUAAGAAUACUCCCAGAGAUUUUGACGAUAUACGUUUGCAUUAAUUUCUUUAUCAAAGUGGACCAGUUGAUCAUAAUACCAUAAACAUACAUUGCAACUCAAAUUUGAAGAAAUCAGAUGAGUGAAACGAGCUCUAUACAAACAAAACGAAAUAGAAAACAAUACUGUACUGUGAAACUAAUCAAAUAUGUUCGUCAAGUCACUUUUUUUACUGUAAAAAUAGAAAAAUUUGUGGGUGUUAAUUCGAGGCAAUCUUCGCAUUUCCGGUGUCUGGCAUGUUGGGUGGUGGAAUUUGAUUACAAGUGUCCGUUUAAUACAGGUUGGUAACAAUAGAAAUGACCAUUUCAUCGAAUUUCAGGUUCUUUUUAGGUGUCCGCGUCCGCUUAAUAGAGGUGUCCGCUUAAUAAAGGUUUCAUUUAAACCAAAUAAGGGAAAUAAAUUUUGGGACUUCGGCUACUGUCCGCUUAAUAGAGGGUGUCCGCUUAAUACAGGUUUCACUGUAUUUAUUUCAUUUAACACUCCACUUUACCUGCCCUCGAUCAGCAACAGUGCUGCUUUCCAUGGUAGAACUUACAGUUUCUCUUGUUUGUCAUCUUUGUUCCUUGAAAAUAUUUUGUGGAUAAUAUCAUUUGUUCAUAUUUUUCCUCUUUCAGCGUUUCCAGGCUCUUCCGAAUAUCUUUGUCACUGUUCGUCACCAGGUUCUUAAAAGACCUCAAGACGCUUUAUCCCUGUGGGUAGAUGACUUGCGCAAGGACAGUUUUAAACUCUGCGCCAGAGAAAUUAAGAGUUUUGAUGGAAUUCACAAAAAUAUCAAAGUCGUAAGUAAUAACCCAGAUAAUUGCUUUCUUCGAAAACUAACUGUUUUGUUAGUAGUGGUGUCGUUUGGAACUAAGUAGUAUAGAAAUGUGCGAACUCGUAACCACAGAACAAAUUUUAUGCACUGUUAUGUUGGUAUUUUCAUUAACACCAAUAUAGAUUGUUUUUCGCACAGAACAGUAGGCAAAACUCUACAAUAGCUUAUUCAAAAUUGCCACGCCUCUGUAUCGUCAUACCUCGUAACCGUAGAAACGUUUUCAACAAAAUUCGUAAAAAUGUGCCUGAGGAAGAAAUGAACGUUUAAUGAAAACGUUGAAGCUCGAUUAUUUUUCUAUCUCAUCAAUCCCCCCCUUCUUGUGCAUUUGAAAGUAAAGCAAAAAUUAAAUAAGUGGCGUUGUUGUGUACCCUUGCUUUGCUUUCUUCUUGGUUUGAAAGCGUAAUGACAGUAAGAACAAGUGUUACAUUUAUAGGCUCAAAAAUUCUUGCGUCUUAUAUCUUUACCUCUUCCCUGCAGGAUUGGAUGGCUUUUACCAAAUUGAAGACUGACAAUUUCACCGUCACUGAUAGUCUCGUGUUUACAAGCAACAACUCACCAUCAAACAAACAGGACAACAACGCUAUUUGCCAGGUAGUGCCAUUUGACUCGUGUUUUAAGGCUUGCCUCAAAAAAUUUGUGGGCUUUAAUUUCAAGUAGAAAGAUUUCUCUCAUCUUCACUUGGGAAGCAGUUUCCUAUCCACGCUUGAUGCUAUUUGAGGCGGUUUUUCAUUGUCUGUCUACGUCACGUGACCGGCAUUGUUCUUGUAACGGUCAAAAUGUUUGACCGAAAAUGGCGAAUACUUAGUCAAACUGUAUUCUCCUUAUUUUAUCGUUUUUCUAUGGCUUCUAGCCAGAGCUUUAGAGUGCGAGCUUUUAAUUAUGUCCAUGCAUGUUUUGUCGGAAACCGUCAAUUAAGAGUCAGGUCACGUGACUUAACAAACAUACUAGGAACUGAUAAGGUAUAGAUUGAAUACCGUCUUAAAAGGCAGAAUCGUGUUCACAACCAUCAUCUGUAGACCAUUUUGACGUCUAAAAUUUUCGAAUGUUUGAUAUGCAAAUGUAUCCAAUUUAAAGAAACACGUUUUGUGGCGUCAUCAAGAGCGGAAAAUCAAGAGCGGAAAAUGACGCUAUAUAACACUUCUAUACGAUCAAACAAGUCAAAUGUUAAUUCUUCAAGUUUCACAACUGAAACAAACUUAUUCUUAUUCUGCAAACGUGAUUUCUUAAAACUCUACUGGGGGUCCUCUAUAUUAACAAAUCCAAGCCUUGAUGCACUCGAGUAUGGCGUUCAGCAUUGAACACUUCUGUUUUCUUCUUUCCUCUACUUGUUUCUGUUAUUCCAAUUAUAGCUCACUAGAUAAUAUCUUUGAAUAUAUUGUAUCCUUUCAAAAGAAAAAGUUCCAUUUUCCACCUGUAUUUAGUUGGUAGGAGGAAUGAGAAAAUGGAUGUUAAGGUAUACUUUUUCUUGGAAAGUGAUUACCUAUUUCUUAUGCUAUUUUUUUUUAUCUUGGUUUUAGAAAGUCAAGUUCCAGGAUGCUUUUUAUGCCCCUCCGGUUGUAGUGGUGUCUCCAAGACUUGGUUACAAUAACAACAAAUCACGUUUCUCAGGAUCCGCACCAUGUAACUUAGUUACUGCCUGGGUUGAGGUUAGAAACACUUAGUCUGCCUAUUCUUCUUUGUGGUUCUAAUAGGCAGAAUUUGUUUAAAAUUAAAGAAAUGUUGUUUUUACCGUUGUCCUUAUACUCACGUUAAAAACUUAGAUUUUUCCAACGACGUAUAGCGGGGUAUGUAAAGCGAAUGAAGGCUAUUUAACUGGUUUCUCAUUUUCAUAUAAUUAUGGCAAAUAGCCUUCUUCAAUGAUAGUACAUUAAGCUAUUUUUACGAAUAAUAAAAACAGGCUUUCCGCAAAGGAAACACUCAUAAGAACUUUUGUGCAGACUUGUGCUUUGGAAACUGAUUUUUUUAUAGUUGUGUACUCGUUUUGUUCUUUAAAACAAAGGUGUAAGAUUUAACAGGUGAUCAUGAAUUGUUUUAACAAUUCAUGAUCAGUAUUCGUUAUUUCUUACUCUACUUGCACUAACCCUUAGUUUAACCAUCAGUAAAUCGACAAGUCAGCUGAAAUUUGAAAAAAAAAAUAUUGUAUGAUUUUUUUUGUUUUACUAAGAUAACAUGAACAGGUUUACUCUGGUUCAACAAAAUACUAUAUUUUGUUAAAUGUGAACUUAAAGUAUUUCUUUCGUUAUUUUGGAAUAUGCUUAGAAUACAUCUACAAACGAAACAGAAAUGUGUGUGAGUAGCUACAACAAUGACGCCAACGAUAAGGAUAUCAUAAAGGUCGAUUAUAUGGUAAUUGGAGGUACGUAAUAAAUUAUGUAACGUAAAAUGAGGGAACAGCAAUGACUUUUAUCUGUAGACAAUCACGGUCCUCUUCUAACAAUUAUACAUAAAAGCGAUUAACUGUACAAUACAAAAAUGUAUAUCUCGAUUAAAUUUUAUCCUAAAUUAAAGUUCUUUUCCUUUGUUUCAAAUCAUUCAGAUUAUACGUUACUAGCUAGGCCCCAAAACAAAAGAAAAUGAGAUUUAAGGCUAGAUAUAGGUUAAAAUUCAGCAAUUUGUGACAGACAUGGAAGCGCUCUUGUGCUUUAGGCUGUGUUCACAUUAUAACGGAUAGCUUUCGUGGCGCCAUGAGAAGCCAUCCGGUAUAUAGAGAUUACUUCAUGGUUGGUGAGUGCGUACGAUUUUUAUUCACGAGUUGUGAAGAAUCGAAAACGAACGAGUGAGCGCAGCGAACGAGUGAGUUUGCGAUUCUUCACAACGAGUGAAUAAAAAUCGUACAAGCGAACCAACCAUGAGGUAAUUUGUUUAUUAUAUAUGUACUGAGAUAUUACAAAAUAAUGUUAACAACUAUCAAUUGCGCGGUGAAAUCAACACAAAGACCACAACGAGUUGCGAAUGAUUUUAUUCGAGCAAACUGAACGUACAAAACUUCUUACAACAUUAAAGUUAUUCAAUGACUCUGAAGAAAGUGGAACAAAGUCUACUUUUAAACGAUUCUUUAACUUUAAAUAACAAUGAAAAUUUUCAGCUUUAAAUAUCGCCGUUCAAAACCGUAACUAAGAUAUAAAAUUUGAAAAAGUUGACUGUUUUGUAAAUCUCAUUAUAGUAAUGCAUGCAUUCUAAUCAGAGUCAGAGUCCAGUACUUUUAGCCUUUUGUACCUCUUUGGAGAAGACUUUACCUCAACUUCUUGGAUUGCCAACUUCGGGGAUUGAUUGAGGCUGUUAAUAGAAAUGCUGAAUUGACCUCCAUGAAUAACAGCGCCCGUGAAAAGCGACAUCGCUUGUUGGUGAUGAUCUGCCGCCGAGCGACCCGCCGAGCUAGCUGAAGGAUCAGUGGAGCAUUCUCCAACUUGAGAUGAAUUAGUUUUCUCUAAGCUAUGCACAUUCCCGGACAUCAGUUCACUUAAAGUACGAGACAUUUUUACUUGCUGUUUUUCAGAAACUACAGAAUAAUUUGUCAUACUUUGAAGAUUUUUAUGUCCCGACAGUUGAAUAAUAUCUGUCGCUGGGAUGUCGUUGUUUGUUAAAGUUUGGAUCAUUGUUUUGCGACCGCUAUGGUUCUUUACAUUAGGCCCCAGCCCGGCUUUUUCUGCCAUUUUUUUCAUUAACGAAUUCAGCUUGUUCACGCCAACGGCUGACUUUUUAAACCAUGGUUUAGAAGAAUCUUGUUUUUUACAGUUAUUUACUGCUAGAUAAAAUGGCGCGUUGUUGUCGUUCAUUUCCGACGGUCUUUUCUCCGCGUAGAAUUUGUAAACAGUGACGGGAUCUCUUUCACUUCCCUGAACCGAAAACAUUUUCGGUUUUAUUUGCCUGACAUCUCUGGGAUUUUCUCCGGUUCGAGUCUUAGUUUGUCUCUCAGUAUACUCUAAAAAUUCCUCGCCAUUUGUAGUUUGGCGUAGUUGCACAUCGCCCCAACACAUGUCUCUGUGUUCCUUACAACCACGGAGACCGAAAUAGACUGUGUUGUUGAACCAAACUGUAUUCAGUAGAGCCUCAGGAGUUGACUUUCCUAACAAUCCUUUGUCAUACAGCAGUUUUAUGUCGUCUUCUGUGAGGGGAACUGAAGCGUUUGGUUUAUCGCCUUUGCCUUUCUUCUUGAGAUCUCUUUGUUUUGAUUUUAAUGCCGUUCGUGCUUUUUCAAACUCGACGUCUCUCAUAAUGCUGUAGCCGUAAUUCUUCUUCUUUAAAUACCGUUCAAAACUGGCCAUCAUAGCACGCAAGGAAGUGGGUUCGUAAUCUUCGUUGUUUUCUUUCUUUCUUACUGUUAUGAUAAAUUCGCUGAUGAAUGAACUCAGUUCGUGUGGGGGAAUUUCUUCUACAGGCCUUGACUCAUCUUUUAGCCUCAAAAACUCCUUAAGCAAAGCAACAUUCUGUUCAGUUUUCUUCCUGGUGUUUUCGUUUUCUUGUCCUUCAAUAAAUUCCUCUUCUGAAGUUAUAUCUGCAAACCUUGAAUUGCUCGAAGAAGACGCCAUGGUUUUCCUUUUGCCUAGUGACGCCGUCAGUGAAAGGCGGGAAAAUCGAUACGAUUUUUGUCACUAGUGAAAACUUUCGUCUGCGGGUUGUGAUUGGUCAUACGGUAUUUUUCACUAGUGAGAAAAAUCGUACAACCAAUCAGAUUGCGUGUACUCUGCAACGCAUCAUUUUUAUUUGACAUAUUCAUUUUGCAGUAAAUCUCAGUACAUAUAUAAUAAAGUGUGUGAACACCUACAUGUAUCCAACAUGUGACCCUACACUUUAGAGAUCUGCGAGGCACAGCCUUUCUUUGUCUCAGAAAUCACGCCGCAACAACGGUUUAUUUUUGUGUGAACAGAAGCCCUAUCCGAUGUGGUUUUCGUGGCAGCGCACAAGCUAUCCGGUAUACUGUGAACAUAGCUUUAACUUUUAUCCUCUUGGGGAGGAGGGGGGGGGGUACUGCCAUAUAUGGGCUAUAUAGGUAUGUGCCGCUUUUCAAGCAGUUUACUCUAGGAUAGGGUAUAUAAAUCAGAGCGUUUGGGUCUAGAAUAGGGUAUCAUUUUUCAGGAAACUGAUCAGUUGGUUGAAGAUUUUAUCUAGACCAGGGAGUCCACCACGGAAACAGCCACUCUAGGAUAGCGGGGAUUUGGAGAGUUUACUCUAGUAUAGGGUAGCAAAAUUCAGCUGAACUAGCUCUGGUAUAGGUUAAGGGUUCCAGGAUCCCAGCGGCACAUCCCCACCCAGAAAUUCCUAAAGUACCCCUCCCCCCUUCCGGGCCUUUAUCCAGUUCCCUGAUAAAAAAAAAAAUUCCAGGCUGUUUUAUCUAUUGACGAAUUCGAAAUGAAUGAAUCGGAAAUGAUGCCAUCCGAUUCCAACGCUUGUAUGUUUGUCUUUUAGACUUGGAUCCUUGUAUAGAUGUAACAUGUCAUUAUCACAGUCUGUGUAAGGCUUUUGGACCUAAUGAUGCACGCUGUGUGUGUGUUGACCGCUGUCUAACUUACAAAGAACCCGUAUGUUCAUCCAAUGGCACAACAUACGACAACAAAUGUCUGUUUGAACAGGAAGUUUGUCUCAAUGGACUAAACUUUACCGUACAACAUCCUGGCAGCUGUGAAGGUCAGCAGUUUCUUUGCCUUUUUUGUAAUGGCCAACGUGCACCUUUUCACUGAAUCCUGUUAACCUUGUUGAACAGAUAGUAAAAUUUUCUUUUACUUCAUUUCCGUUUACUUUCCCAAUUCUUGGGCGGGAAUAGUUGUUGCGCCAACAAGGGAUUUAAGUUUGUUUCUAUAAACCUAUAACUAACCUUUCCAACUCCUUUUUAGGAUUUCCUCUUCAGCGUGGUCGCCUUCACAUUGCCCAUAUUCCAUCUCUGGGUUAUUCUCACUGUCAAGUAAUUACUUUCGAACCUUUUGUGUUUUAUCCUGACAAAUCCAUUGAAGUGCAGAUAACUGUCAAUCAUAUCGAUACCACUGACAAAUCGUAUGUCCAUGACGCGGCGGUAUCGUGGAUUGAAAAUGUCAAUAACGGCGGAUUUACUGCCUGUGUGAUGGCAGCUGGAUAUAACGAACGAAAGUCAUAUGCUAACGUGACAGUUGAUUGGAUAGCGUAUCAAGGUGCUCCAAUGGGUGGCGUGACUGGUGAACUGCGCAUGUCACAGUGGUGGACAGGGACGACUUGUGCAACUGUCAAAUUUCCCACUGUAAGUUGCCCUGAUCUAUUUCUGAACGUUCUCUUUUUCAAAGCUUUUAUGGUUAUAAACAUCAUUCACGACAGUUACACUUUUAGAAGUCUUGUCAAAUUACAGUUCAGGGUGCUUUAUAGUUGUAAGAAAAUGCUAUAAAGUGAUCGUUCUUUCACUAAUUAACCACAUUUGCUUAUGUAAAUUCGAAGAAGUGAAACAUAACGUUCAAACUGCCGCUUUUAAUAACUUUGCUGAAUCUAUAAAGAUCACCAUUCUUUCUUUGAAUUGUUAAUAAAGUAGAUAAAUUAAAAAAAUAAAGAAAUAAAUAAGAACAGAUGAUAAUAAUAAUUUUAAAUAGAAGCAUUUUAUCAGAAUGACAAUUUUUCUGUGCUAUUUGCAGAGGAAAUUUUCAGUCAAACCUUCAGUCUUUGUGACGUCAAAGCAUCACAAUCCAGGACUAAAACGUGACGCUGCAAGUGUAUGGAUUGAAGAUGUAACAAAAUCAUCUUGUAAAGUUUGUAUGAGAGAACUGCAGAAUUAUGCUGGAUCGCACCGAGAUAUUUUUGUGGUAAGUAUAAUGUAUCCUUAAGUGAAUGUCAAGCAUGGAUCAUGCAUUGGGCUGCCACGGGCUUUAUAAGUUAAAGGUAAUUCUACGGAUACCCUAAAAAAGAACAGCCCAUAGUUAUCAUAGGUCGAGCAACUCCGCAAAUUCAUCUUAGAAUUAGUUAUUAAAAGGUGCCAUUCUUCACCUUCACACCUCAUGCCCAUUGAUUUUUAUUGUUUAUCUAUGCAUGCCGGUCGAUUAACGAAAAAUAACGAGUUGUUGAUUUUAUUUUCAGAAUUGGCUGGCCUUUUCGGAUCUUCCCAACCCUCCCUUUUCAGAACAUAACUCGAUCUACUUUGCAAACGAUAAAUCUCCCAACAGCAGACAUUAUAAUGCAUUUUGCAAGGUCAGUAUCAGCGUUUGAGUUUGAAUCCAAACCUCAGUGAAAAAGCCUUUUUUUACCAUCUGAUGGUAGUUAUCAAAUUUUAAUUUCAGACCAUUAAAGCGAAGGUGUUUAACCUGUAACAGUCUUAGCAAUAUACAUAAUACUGACAAUUCCACAGGUCACACAUUGGCUACUUCUAUACCUCAGUCACCUCUAUGAUGGGGUCUGUCCAUUUGGUGUUUGUAUGCAUUGAAUAGUUUUAAGAAUUAAAUGUAAGUAUUCUGUGAAAGGAGAAUGAUAGAGCAAAAGCAUAAAAUCCAUUUGAAUGACAAUUUCACGUUAUCAAAGGUUUAAAGUUUAGUUGCAGCCUAUGUUUCAAAGGGCGUCUUAUGCCGAGCUGAGUGAAUUCAAAUAACGUUGGCCUCAAAAUCUGUUUCGCCUUGCUGUAUUUGUUUCACAGAUUUGAGCUUCUCAGUUUGGAAGUGUACUUUAUGUAGUGCCAGCACAGUUUAUUGUGAACGUUGAUAUGGCAUGCUUUUCCCAAAAUUUUAAACUCAAAGUUAAGAAUUAGUUCAUUCACGAUAAUCUCAAAAUCGUCAGGAAAACAAAAAGACCUCCUUUUUCAAAGGUGGAGCAAAGCGUAAUCAAAACCGAGGUUCUCCAAUUUCACUUUAUUUCCUUUUUACCCUUCUCUAGUCAAGGACACUUUAAGGUAGUAUCUAUGAACAGUAAAGUAAGAUUUAGUCAUCCAGACCUUACCAGAGGAUUCUAUCAAUACAAAAAAAAAACUGUUGGACUUGGAAGUAUUCUCUGUAGUUAUUUCUUGAUUAAUGAAUUAUCUGUCUCUACAACUUGACUGUAUAACCUAUAGAGUGAACUAAAAAAAGAGGUGUGUGAAUUAGACGAUAUCUUGUUAACAAUUCCCCUUCAAGUUGAAAUAUUUUCUUUACCUUUUAUAGGAGGCAGUCUUUGCCAAAAGUUAUAACACAACGCCACACGUCUUCGUUUCUGCUUCUCACUCGACAAAAGGAGGAAAUCAAAGUCCAGUUCAUAACAGCAUAGCUGCCUGGGUAGAGGUUGGUAACUAGUGAUGUCAGGAUAUCAAAUUUCAUAUUAAAUUAGUAUAGGUAAUAGCAUGAUUAGUAGUGAUAUUUGGCUUAAAUACCACGCGUGAUAUUUAAUGGAAAUUGCUAUACGUAAUUUCGCGAGCCGUUAGACGAGUGAAAUUUGAGACAAUUUUGAAAUAUCACGAGUGGUAUUUAUGCCAAAUAUCACAUACUAAUCAUGCUAUUAUUUGUUUAUACUACUACCGGCAAAAGGUUUGUAAUUUUCACAUGUAGGUAUUUCAAAUUAAGCUGAAAUACCAUUGCUCUAAGCCAAUCAAAUUGCAGAAAUUUCUCAUGUAGUAGUAUAAAGAGUAGCAUAGUAGAGAACUAAUUAACCUUUUCUGCGGACGAAUUUCGUUAUUCUGCUAAAGAAUACAUAAACACCGAUGAUUUUAUGACCUUUUGUCUUUAUUCCUUAAAUAGUAACCUGUGAAUAAUAAUAAUAAUAAUAAUAAUAAUUAUUAUUAUUAUUUUUAUUAUUAUUAUUAUAUUCAUAAUCAUAAUCAUAACAUAUUUAACCAAGGUAAACCUGUCAGUGAAAGCUGUUAUAAAUGGGGAGAACGAUACCAAUUUCAGCACUGAAGAAUACAGGCAACUACAACAAACAAAGAUAAAUAUAAGUAGUUACAGGUGUAUACUGGUGCUUGGGCACCAGUGAAAAAAAAGUGCCUUUUUUAGCAGAUUCUGUGCGUACUGCAGAAAUUAAAGUAUCUAAAUAUAGGUAAAAUCUCGUUAACAUAGGUCGUUUGCCAUUUUAAGGUGGUUUAGCCGGUUUACACUGGGGCUUUCUAGAACUUGUUAGGGAAACAAAUGCGUUGCUUUUUGAUUGGUUGACUAAAAAAAUGUAAAGUAUUCAGUUGUUGAUUCAUGCUGUCAAAGUAAUAAGCGCUAACUCCCCUUUGACAUGAAAUCGCUGAGUAAGUAUCCAGUUCCAUUCUGCUGCUUUCAUUGCCCAACAAUUUUUACCAGUUUAGGUUCUCUGAUUCUUGGCGAGCAAAUCGUGCACAUUGAUUAGUCCGAAGACCAACUAGCUCUUUCAAAUAACAAACCGAGUUUUAAACUUACCCGAGUCCCCCUUCUUCUUCUCCACAAUUCAGUUUUUUUACUGCACCUUCCUUUUUUGAUUUUCCUUUCAGCACGAAAACCACCACCACAGCCUCCAGAACCACAUUUUCAUUGUUUUUUUUCCGGUCCUCCUCCACCAUCACCACAUUACUGUUGUUUUCUCACCACCACCAUCUUUCUAUUGUUUUCACCCUUCCUCCACCACCACCACCACCACCACCACAUUCCAAUGCGUAUUUCCACCACUACCACCACAUUCCAAUGCGUAUUUUAGUACUAAUGUUUAGUGCUUUUACAUACAGUAUAUUAGCAGGAAAGGAUUUCGGGUUUGUGUCAAAGAACUGUAUGAGGCAAAAUACGACCCACUCUUCAUAUCCUACAUAGUUUUGUCAGGUAAGAACUUUACUGCAAAAAAAAAAAAAAUUUUUUUGCGGUAUAUCUUUCAAUAUUGUCUCUUAUUUGUGACUCCAUGCCGUGAUUUAUACGCACAGAUAUCUGUCCAGAUGGAUGGGAUUACUUCAAUGGAUACUGCUAUUUAACGAGCACUGUAUGCGCACCUUGGGUGACUGCUGUGUCCAACUGUUCGGCUAUGAACUCACAUCUGGUAACAGUGCACAACCAAGAGGAAAAUGUCUACAUACAGCACCGUCACAAUGGCGAGCGAUCAUGGAUUGGCCUUAAUGACCGAAGCGUUGAGGGAUCGUUUGUGUGGACAAACAAGGAAAUAAUCCGUUUUCAGUACUGGGCUCCGCAACAACCAAACAACUUGAAAAACGAAGACUGUGUCCACGCCCUUGGUGCAGAGCAUGGCUACACUUGGAACGACGUGUCAUGUGAUAAAUGCUAUAACUAUACUUGUGUUAAAGGCAAGUUUUGAGUUACCAUAGAAAUACUACAAAUCCAAACCUUUGUCACCAAUAACGAGAUUUGAAGAUCACUUCUGCAGUAGUGAGUUUUUAUGAUAAUUUUAUCGCCGUGUUGUUGAUCAGAAUUAUAUAAAGUCUGCAUUUUUAUGUAGCAGUCUUCCAGGCGGUAGUCUUAAUAUUUAGGUAAAAUUGGUCUUCAUUGACUUUUGUUGUCUGCUGCAGAGAUUGACGAAUGCAUCAGCAAUUAUCACAGGUGUGAUCCAAACGCUGCUUGUCAGAAUACCGUGGGCUCAUACAUUUGCACUUGCAAAGCUGGAUUCUAUGGAAAUGGAAAAAAGUGCUUUGGUAACUAUCACAAUUCUUUUUUUGUUUUCCCGACCUUUGCAUUCUGGUGAGCUGUGGAGUUAACAUAUUUGCCUUUUACGGUAACUAAGGUACUUUAUUCUUAUCCAAUAUUUAUAGAUGAGAACUUACCAAUAAACUAAAAACUAACUAAGAAUUACAAUGGGCAUUCUCGGUCUUCGUUUUGACAAUUAAUUAGGCACAUAGAAUAUCUGCUAAUAGCACGUUUAGUGUCCUAUCGACUCCUUCUGGGCUCAGGUUUGACAUUUAAUGUGAUAUAUCAUCAAAUUGACUGGGACUCUGCGACAUGUAUAAGGUAUUCUACAGACUACUAUCAACGUCUUACUUUAGAAAGUUGGUUUACUAACUUAGAACAAACGCCACUGAAUCGUAGCCAACAAUUGCCAGCGCCGUACAAACGACUUAUUGACGAGAUCAAGCUAAACUAAAAACGGGAGAACGACUGGAGAACUGACAAUUUAACUAACAAUAGACGGCUGUUUAAGUGUGACAAUAGACGGAUCGAAACGCAUCAAUUGCUUAUUACGAGACUUCAUAGCCAAUAACAUCACGGCUUAACGGACAUCGCGACGUAAUUGACCAAUCAGUUCAAUAACCAGAGUAUAAUACCAUCAACUGACGUGAUACAACUCACUUUGACUCUGAAGAUGACUACCGCACAGGUUGUCGAAACGUCAGUCACUGUCAACAACAACAGUCCUAUUCAGGACUACGUUCACCCGGACGAUCAAACUCAACCUACUUUUGAUAUAUUUUUUUGUUCAACCUGUCCAUCAGUUGUUUUAAACUUGUCAUACAUUGCUAUACGUCAAAACAAAGUAAUAAAAAAUUACCAGCACAUAAUUUACUUAGUGAGGAUUCACUGACUACUCAGAUUAUCAUUUGUUUUCUCCCUCAUUAGAUAUUGAUGAAUGCAGCAACAAAACCCAUACCUGUGACGUGAGUGCAGUUUGUAGCAACACUCAAGGGUCUCACAACUGCACCUGCAAACCUGGAUACUCUGGAGAUGGGAAGAAAUGCAUUGCAGUUGGUAUGCAGCAUCCCUAAAGAAUCCUAUGAUAUUGUCUAUAAUUAUUUUAUACUGUUUAGUUCGGAAAGCUGGUUCAGUUUACGAAUAUUUUGCCUAAAUAUAGACAGUUAGGCUUAAUUUGUUGGGUUUUUAGCGCCAUUAUUCCGGGCCUGAAUUUCUUACACAGUUUCUCAUACAGCUUACAGUACAGUGUACAAAAAGUAGAUAUUAUUGUUGACUUUAUAAGUCGUAAAGUAGCCAUAUCCUGCCAAAUGUAGAAUUAACACGCAGUGCUAAUGUCAUGUCUUCCAGUUCCUAAGAACUGUGCUGAACUGUACAAAGCUGGAAAACGAACAAGUGGAGUUUACAAGAUGGACCCAGACGGUGCUGGUGCCUUUGACGUGUACUGUGACCAAACAACAGCCGCUGGGGGGUGGACAGUGUUCCAAAAGAGACUGGAUGGCUCGGUUAAUUUCUACCGCGGCUGGAACGACUACAAAAAAGGGUUCGGAAAUCUGAAUGGCGAGUUUUGGCUCGGACUGGACAAAAUUCACCGCCUGACAAAAACUAAAAGCAAACUUCGAGUGGAUCUAGAGGACUUCAACAGAAACACAGUUUAUGCCGAGUACAGCUACUUUGCGAUAUCAGACGAGAGAAGCAAAUACAAGCUGAGUCUUGGAACUUACUCCGGUAAUUGUAUUACUAACUUGAUUAACGACGGAGUUCGUGGAAACGUCUUUUAACGGCCCAAGUUAAUGCUAAUGAUCAUUUGACGUUUAAGAAAUAAAGACUCACCACAGAGAUACAGCUGGUCCAACAUACAGUGAAGUAUGUAAUAAUCACAACGCUAUCAUAACAUAAGAGUAAAGCUAAUAAAUAUAAUAUGGAGCGUUAGAGUGAUUUUACUUCCACCAUGAAACGGAUUCAAUGUUUCCCACUGUUUUUAGAUCUUAACCAUUCCAUUAAAAAUCACAGUUUUCUGGAGAUGAAUUUAAGGAAAUAUCGUUUCUUCCAAUUUCAUUUUCCAGGAAAUGCUGGUGACUCGCUUAGUGGUCACGGGGGCUCUCCUUUCACCACUAGAGAUCAAGACAAUGACAGCUCGUCUGCUAACUGUGCUACAAGGUUCAAGGGAGCUUGGUGGUACGGAAGCUGUCAUACUUCCAACCUGAACGGCCUCUAUCAUCGCGGAAGACACUCUUCAUAUGCUGAUGGUGUGAACUGGUAUGGUUGGAAGGGAUAUCACUACUCCGCUAAACGAGCUGAAAUGAAACUCAAACCAGUCAACUUCUAAACCGACAAACAGCGAUUGUCAGUGCUUAUAUCUGCUUGAUUGGCAAUGGUCGGUUAAAUAACUUAUAGUAACACAUUUUUUUAGACUGCUGCUGAAAUGAUAAAUUAAGCAUAAUCUUGUCACAGAUUUGACGGGGAAAAAACUAUAAAAUAAAAGAUGUUGCAAUUGGC